Tarenaya hassleriana is the source of this 1732-nucleotide messenger RNA. Its product is annotated as vacuole membrane protein KMS2. Gene Ontology annotation, cellular component: endomembrane system; endoplasmic reticulum; membrane. Lineage: Eukaryota; Viridiplantae; Streptophyta; Magnoliopsida; Brassicales; Cleomaceae. The transcript is spliced from 8 exons. The record is from RefSeq and is a predicted model, not a curated record. The coding region runs from base 322 to 1575 and encodes 417 amino acids.
GAAACGGGGAACAAGCUGAAACUCUACCAACGAAACAGGGAUCUCUUUGUGGUCGCUCUCCUGGAACAUUGGAAAAGAUUUAUCCUUUUGUGUUCCUCAUCGAGAUCGAGUUUGGAGUGACUCCAAACCCAUUUCAAAGCAAAGAUCUUUUGUCGUGUCGGACAGGUUCUCCGAUCAAUGUUUGCAUUCGCAUCCGUCUGAUUUUCUGUCAAAACCGACCCAUCUCGUCGAACCGUUCGGAGCCGACGCCGACUCGGGAGGACCCGCGAAUUCCUCAUAUCUGAAUCGAUCGUGAAUUUGGGUGUAGCGCGUGAAGGACAGAUGGGUUCUGGAAAAAGGGCUUCUUCCAGAAAUUGGGCGAUCUCAGGUUUGCAUGAAAAGCAUCAACAGGAUCUAGAAAAACUGACUCUGACCACACAACCCUUGAAAACCUUGAAGUUCUUUACCAUUGCUGUUUCGUUAUACAUUAGAAAAUCUGCACUGUAUCUUCUUUCCAAAGGCCGAUGGCUUCUGCUUUUUAGUACCGCCAUCUUAGUGCUUGGAACUUUGCUUGUGACGAAAGAUGGCCCACACACAAAGCCUCUCGAAGAACUGUCUGAGUACUUCCGAUUUGGACUAUGGUGGACCGCUUUAGGUGUUGCAUCCUCAAUUGGUCUUGGAUCUGGCUUGCAUACCUUUGUUCUAUACUUGGGUCCUCAUAUCGCAUUGUUUACAAUAAAAGCAAUGAAGUGUGGGCGAGUUGAUUUAAAAAGCGCUGUAUAUGACACAAUACAGUUGAAGAGAAGUCCUUCAUGGCUCGAUAAACCUUGCCAUGAGUUUGGCCCCCCUGUUUUCUCGUCAAGAGUUCCCCUUAGCAGCAUAUUGCCUCAGGUUCAGGUAGAGGCCGUCCUUUGGGGUCUCGGGACUGCUUUAGGCGAACUUCCCCCUUACUUUAUCUCGAGGGCAGCAAGUAUUUCCGGUGAAAAGAUGGAAGAGUUGGAUACCUCUUCAAGUGAAGAUUCUGGAUUCGUUGCUACUCGUCUUAACCGAAUCAAAUGCUGGCUAUUGUCACAUUCUCAGUACCUCAACUUCUUCACAAUUCUUGUUCUUGCUUCGGUCCCUAACCCGUUAUUUGACCUUGCGGGCAUCAUGUGCGGACAAUUCGGGAAAUCGUUUUGGGAGUUUUUCCUUGCAACGUUGAUCGGGAAGGCAAUCAUCAAGACACACAUACAGACGGUUUUCAUCAUAUGCGUGUGUAAUAAUCAGCUUCUGGACUGGGUUGAGAAUGAGCUGAUAUGGGCUCUUGGGUUCGUGCCCGGUUUGGCUUCAGCCUUGCCUGAGCUGACAGCCAGACUCCAUUUGAUGAAAGAGAAGUACUUGGUCGCCUCUCCUCCAUUAGCAUCUGAUAUCAAGGCGAAGAAGUGGGAUUUUUCGUUGGCGUCGGCGUGGAACGGAGUUGUGUGGUUGAUGCUUCUGAAUUUCUUCGGACAGAUCGUGACCGCAACGGCUCAGAGGUACUUGAAGAAGCUGCAGGAGAGGGAAUUAGAUGCCUUGACGAACAAGCCAUCUAAGAAGAGAUCCUCUUCCUCGAGUUAGUUCCAACUCCAAACCCUAAUCGACUGUGCCUGCAAUAUUCGAUUCUCAGAAACUCUUUUCGUCUGGCUGUCAGGGAAACAGAUAUCGAUUCUUUUUCUGUACGGACACACACACAUGAAAGAUGAAGAAUACUUCGAACUGGGUUUUAGUUGUGUUC